UUCAUGUUUAGAGAAGAUGACUCUGUGAUCCUUUUACUAAGCAUGGAUCCGUCAGAAGUAGAAUUUUUGGCCGAGAAGGAGUUGGUCACGAUUGUGCCUAACUUUGCGCAAGAUAAGAUUUAUCUGAUCAGUGGAGACGUCGGCCCCUUCGUCCCAAGCAUCCCCCUCCAAGUACCACUGUGGAUGGCAGUCAACUUGAAGCAGCGUCAGAAAUGCAGAAUCCUGCCCCCAGAAUGGAUGGAUAUAGAAAAGUUAGAAGAAAAGAAACAAGAGGAAAUAGAUUCCAAGUUCUUCACAGCGAUGCCGAGCCGGUUCUACAUCGAGGUCACCCAGCUGCUCCUGCAGUGUGCCACAGAUGACAUCCCGCGGGCUGACGAAGUCCGGACGUUGAUUAAAGAUGCCUGGGAUCUGAGGAUCGCCAAACUCCGCAGCAGUAUCGACGUCUUUGUGAAGAGUGACGCCACGCAUGCUAAGUUGAACUUCUUGACAUUAAUGGAGAUUAAUGCGGGUCGUCCAUUCCUGACCAAAGCCCUGGACCAGAUGCACCUCCUCCGCUCCAACCUGACAGGAGGCGGAGUCAGGGCGACACAGGAUUGACACAGUGACAUUCAGGGGUGCCUUGUGCCCAACCUGACAGGAGGCGGAGUCAGGGCGACACAGGAUUGACACAGUGACACUCAGGGGUGCCUUGUGCCCAACCUGACAGGAGGCGGAGUCAGGGCGACACAGGAUUGACACAGUGACACUCAGGGGUGCCUUGUGCCCAACCUGACAGGAGGCGGAGUCAGGGCGACACAGGAUUGACACAGUGACACUCAGGGGCGCCUUGUGCCCAACCUGACAGGAGGCGGAGUCAGGGCGACACAGGAUUGACACUCAGGGUUGCCUCCUGUGCUCAACCUGAAGAUGUGUUAUCAGCGACACGCGGAACUGAUGCUCUGCCAUUAAGAUGGUGUAAAGUGAUUCCUAUUAUGUUUCAACUAUUUAUGGACUGUUGUGCACUAAACCUAUUGGCAAAUACUUCAAUGAAGCCACAUUUGUUAAGCAGAAGAUUUUCCUCAUGAGUUGUCUCCCUUCCACCAGUGAAUUAUGUGUACAUAAAGUGCUGUUGUAAUGUC
Molecule: messenger RNA, 1118 nt
Organism: Haliotis rufescens (red abalone)
Lineage: Eukaryota; Metazoa; Mollusca; Gastropoda; Lepetellida; Haliotidae
Product: DNA replication complex GINS protein PSF2-like
Exons: 5
Coding region: 4-597 (197 amino acids)
Biological process (GO): double-strand break repair via break-induced replication; DNA replication
Cellular component (GO): GINS complex; nucleus
Source: RefSeq, a predicted model, not a curated record